Messenger RNA from Fundulus heteroclitus (mummichog), 2581 nucleotides. Its product is annotated as adhesion G-protein coupled receptor F1. Gene Ontology annotation, cellular component: membrane. The record is from RefSeq and is a predicted model, not a curated record. Bases 153 to 2120 code for a protein of 655 amino acids. Gene Ontology annotation, biological process: cell surface receptor signaling pathway; G protein-coupled receptor signaling pathway. Lineage: Eukaryota; Metazoa; Chordata; Actinopteri; Cyprinodontiformes; Fundulidae. The transcript is spliced from 9 exons. Gene Ontology annotation, molecular function: G protein-coupled receptor activity.
CUUGUCAAAGACACUCUGUCUGGCAUAAUUUGGUUCAGUCUGCUUCUUUUAGAUAUUAGGGCACUGUAAAUGCUUUGCUAUCCAGCUGCAGAACGGCAGAUGAUUAAGGGUAUUUUCUCUACUGCAACAGUCAAACUAAGCAAAGACUGACAAUGUGGACCAAACUGUUCGUAUUUCUUAUCGGAGCUGUGUGCAUUUCUCAGGUUUUAAAUGGGGAAAGCAAGCCAAGCAGUGAACAGCCAUUCCAGAUGUUUGACAGCAGCGUCAUUUACAGUAUCAUCUACACAUGUGAACAGCUUAACGGUACUGAAUGUGCAGAUCCAAUAUUUGGUAUUGGAUCAGUAGGUUCCACGGUGGAGGCCCCCUGUGAAAAGGGCAUGGUGGGGGGAAAAACAGCGGUUUGCAUGGAAGAUGGUUCAUAUGGAAAAAUAGAAGACAAUUGUGUCCUAGCAGCUGUUGAUGACCUGCUCAAUAUAUCCAAGGCACUAAAUGAUUCAACACUGCCAACUUUCUUGGAGGGACUAAAAAAUAUGACUGUCAACAACACUGAAAGCAUAGUAAAAUCUCCAGCCACAAUUAGUGCUGUUGUUUCCAUCCUUAACAAUGUGGCCAAUGCAGCCUCUUUGUCACUGAGUAAAGAAUCAACAGAGAACAUCCUGGAGAUUGCAGGCCUUCUAACCUCUAAUGAAGCAAAGGCAUCAUGGGAUACACUAAACCAGAACGAUAGACCAGGCUCAAAACCAAAUAACACCAAAAUAAAAAGCUCCAGCUCUUCCUUGUUGAAUCUUUUCGAGACAGUGUCCACUGUUCUUGUCAACGAAUCCUUCACCAUUGAGACACCUUUCAUUCUUUUGAAAAAAAGGAACUUCACAAACAGUUUUACCGAUAUCCUUAAUUACUCAGUAGAAAUAAGCAUAGCAGAGGCUGGUGAAGGAAGUAAAUUCAUUACUGUGAUAAUGUUUGCUUCCAUGGAUAAUGUGCUUCCAACAAGAGAUGAAGCCAACUCCUCAUUCAUGGUUAUCAAUGGAAAGGUCGCCAUUGUUCAGACGACAGCCCGCAUCAGGAAUAUAACAAUAACAUCCGAAAUUUUAAAUGGGAGCUUGAGCAAUCCAGAAUGUGUUUACUGGGAUUUCGAACUCUUUGAAGGCCUCGGAGGAUGGAGCAAGAAGGGCUGUUCGUUUCUCUCCCGUGACAAUAAGUCCAUCAGCUGCAUCUGCAACCACACCACCCCUUAUUCUAUCCUUAUGUCCCCUGAAGGUUUUGAAGACUCUGAAAUGAGUGAUAUAACAUUCAUUGGUGUAGGGAUAUCCAUAGGUUCUUUGGUUAUAUGUCUAAUUACUGAAGCUCUCGUAUGGAGAAAAAUAAGUACCAACACCACAGCAUUCCUGCGCCAUGUUGCUAUUGUAAACAUUGCAGUUUCUCUCCUGUUUGCGAACAUUUGGUUCAUUAUUGGAGCAUCAUUAACAGAUGCAGAGAAGAAAAACCCUGUAGCAUGUCAUGCAGCUACCUUCUUCAUCCAUUUUUUCUACCUCGCCAUGUUCUUCUGGAUGUCAGCCUUAGGUCUCCUAUUGCUCAACCGCACUGUCUGCGUCUUUGAGGGGGGAUUGUCUAAAACGUCUAUGGUGGUAAUUGGAUUUCUUUUGGGAUAUUCUGCACCACUGAUCAUUGCAAUAACAACCAUGGCAGUAACUGUCCCAAUAAAUAAGUACCUGAGGGGAAAUCAGGUGUGUUGGCUCAACUGGAAUGACUCCAAAGCUCUGCUCGCAUUUGUAGUUCCUGCACUUACAUUAGUGGCCAUAAAUUUCAUUAUCAUUCUUGUGGUGAUAUACACAAUGUUGAGAAGAAGAGCAGAAAACAAUGCUACCCAGACAGGAGAGCAGCAUGUUCUGGUGGUGAUUGCCAGGAGUUUGGCUGUGCUCACACCAUUUUUUGGACUGACAUGGUGUUUAGGAAUCGGAACCAUAAUUGCCCCAAACAACAAAGGGAUGCAUUUUGCUUUUUCAUUACUCAACUCACUGCAGGGUUGCUUCAUUUGGGUGUUUGGAACACUUCUAGACAAAAAGGUGCGAUCAGAGGCCAUAAAAUCCCUAACCUCCAAUGAUGAGACCAAAAACACUUGAUUACAUCACCCUGCCUGAAGAUUUUCUAUGUAAAGAGGGACAGUCUCUGCAAUAAAACUUGUUUUUAGCAUUUUAUGUUUUUUCCUGCAGCUAUUUUAUUGCAUUUCAUGUGUUGUCCGUACUACAGGAAUGAGCAAAGCCCUAGAUUUUAAAUGUAAUGGCUUUUUUAUGUUUUUGACUUGCAAAUCUCUACUCCUAAUAAUUUUUAUUUACCCUGAUUACCAGCUUGCUUAUUAUGAUGUUCUAUGUUUAUCUAUUGCACAUUAAGCUCUUUUCUUUGUGUUAAUAUUAACCAAAAAAAUUACCAAGAAAUGCUUCACACACUUUCUCCACUAGUUGGAGAAAGUGUGUGAAGCAUAGAAGAAAGAUGUUUAUUUGGUUAUAAUCCAUGUUAAUCCGCACAUCAUUCGUUCUUUUGUUUUUAAAAUUUAAACCGACAAUGAAAAAAAUGAAAAACAUUU